AUGAAACUGUAUUGUUCUGCUGAAUGUUUGUAUGAAUAUCUUUGUAAUGUUUCAUUUAAUAAUGCAGUGAAGAAUAGAAUAAGUGCAGGUUCAAGAGGAGUGAGAAUGGCGUUUGAUCGAUUCCAGAGUGCAUCAUCAGGUUCAGACUCAUUCCUUUCCUCAAAUAAACAUCAGUCCUGUGGAACUGCAGACACCGAAAAGCUAUUGCAGCCUUACAUUCCAUUACCCGAUUUCUCACUGUCAGAAGAACCUCCCAUGUCCUACACACCCUGGUCUGCACAGGAUGAUCCAUACCAACUCAUUAAUUGCACCCAGAACAAUGUUAAAAGCAGGAAUCUCCCAGAUGGAAAUGACUGUGGAAGUGAAGCUGAUCUCUAUGGGCUGGUGUCAAAUAUCUUGGAGGAGGCUGAUCAAAUGGACAGUUACUAUACUGAAGAGACAUUAUCCCAACUGAAAUCUGUCUGGUCUCCCAAGUCAAUGAGCGACGAUUGCCAGCAGUACUUCCAGUCUGAGUCCAAAGUGCAGUCCAACUUUCUGCCGAACCAUGUUUACCCUGAGUCUUUCAGUAACGCACAAGGGCAGCCAAUGAACAGAGGUUCCGAAGAGUUCUACCAGCGUUUCAACGGCUUUGAUACCAGUGACCAGCAGUGGCUCCGCUCUUCCUGCAAUGGAGAUAUGGACACUAGAUACUCUCUACAGACCCAAGACCUGCUGAAGCCGCCGGGACUACCACUGCCCAACGUGGGGAACGCCUACUGUUCAAACACUAGGCCGUGUAAUCACGAGUACAACACAGCUGAGAAGGUUGGAGGGUUCUGUGGGUCUAGGAACGCUCUUUCUGACCGCAUGAAUGCCUUUGCACCGUCCUUCUGCCCCCAGAGCAAGAUAAACAGCCAGUGCUUUGACCACUACUAUGGAGAGUUCCCAGGCCAGAUCAGCGCCAAGCCCAGAAGGACCAAGCAGUACACCAUGCAAGAGGUCAACAAGCUGGCCAGCAACAUCCAGGCUCUGAUGGUGGGUGAGCAGGACAACGCAUGUGUUAGGGAGCCCCAGAACCGGCAGAGUGUGCAGAUGCAGUAUGACAACAUCAUGGCCGAACAGAGGAAACUCUCCAACACCAGGAUCCCUGGGCAAAGCACUCAAGCCAUGCAGUUUAAGACGGAACUGGGAGGGGAGUAUGGAGCCAUGCAGAGGGAGACUGAUGGAGGAAUGAAGAGCAAACAGCCGCUACAGAGAGACUUUGAUUCCAAAGACUUAUCUGGAUUUGGUCCACAACACGUUGAGUAUUUCCAACAACCAAAAUCAUUCUCAGCGUCUUUUAAUCCUACAAUUUCUCACCAAAACAAGAUGGCUGUCCAGAAAGGAAGCAACGCCCUCUCUACGGGCCUGAGUCUGAACCAGUACUCUAACCAUUAUAGCCAGCAGAACCAGUUGCAGAACAAACUCAAGCAGCAGCAUCAGCAGCCAAGGGGAAACUGUUUAUCCUCUGGGCCGUCCAAGAUGCUGUCCCACUCUGUGUCUGAGUUUGUACCUCAGCACUCCCACCAGAUGCAGAGGGGACCACCACCGUGCAUCCAGGACUACAGUCAGGGGGGCGGGCCCAGCCUCCACAGCAGCAGGGAAGGACAGAACCAGGUCGGGAUGGGCAUGGGCGGACUGAGGAGGGGAGCCAGCGACAGUGACUUUGAGAUGCAGCUGGACAAGAGCAGGAUGCACAUGGCUGGACUGGUGGCUGAUGGCUGUUCCUCCACUCAGCGUUUGGAUGGGAAGACAAGGCCCCAGACCAGCACUCACAUGACAGGAGACGGGGACAAAAAGCAGGGGCUCCUGCAGAACCCUUACCUCGAACUACUCGGCAGCAUGUAUGGCUCUCAGAGAUUCGGUGGAGGAAACGGCACCAUCAACGUAGGAAAGAACCCAGCCUUUCUGCCUUGCAUGUAUCAGGCUGUGAAUGACCCCAGACAGAACUCCUGCCACAUGUCUCUGAACUCUGCCAGCUUCAACUCCAGAUCCUCCUUCCCCUACGGCGGUUCCACCCCCCCCAUGGACCUGUGUGACCUGCUGCCAGACGGGGAGUUUGCAGCUUUCAACCCUUACCUCAAUGACAUGAUGGGCUCCAGCGGAGAGGACCCUUACCCAGGGAUGAUGGGAGGCCUCUGCUCCCCGAGGAUAAUAAGGAACCGGGGAGGACCCAUGAGCCAGCUCCACUUCCACCUGGAGGAGUGCUAUGAGCAGUGGAAAGUCCUGGAGAAGGAGAGGAAGAAGACAGAGGAUGUCCUUACCAUGAGUUAUCCUGGAAAGCGGAUUUCUGUGGUGACCAGCAGUGCCCUCCCCAAAAUCCCACCUAACCCUUCCAGAGUGGACCGUCUCAUCGUGGACCAGAUCCGAGAACAAGCCAAGGUGGUGAGCCUUCUGGGUAAAAUGGAGUGUCUGCGUACCUUCCCCCUCCAUGCCAAUAUCUGUUCAGCACUGGACAGACACCUCGAGGCUAUUUACAUUAUCCAGGCCAGACGCAAUGAGGAAUUUGUCAACACUUCAAACCAUCAGAGACAGGCCAGCGCACAUUUCAGAGAGGACAGAGAUAUCCUGCUGCUUGCUACAGCACUGAGGGAUCUGUGUUUGACCACAAGGAAGUCCCGCACUGCCCUGUGGUGUGCCCUACAGAUGACCCUACCCAAGUCCAACACGGACAAGCUGGAUGAGCAGAGCACCUCUGAGGAGACCAGCCCAGGGAGAACACUUAUAACCAGUUCUGAUGCCACUGAGCCACCCUAUGGUUCACGUGACACUCACGUUCAUGCUAUAGAUGUUGCUGAGUUGCUCUAG
Oncorhynchus masou masou (cherry salmon) is the source of this 2826-nucleotide messenger RNA. RefSeq names its product meiosis-specific coiled-coil domain-containing protein MEIOC-like. The record is from RefSeq and is a predicted model, not a curated record. The transcript has 7 exons. Gene Ontology annotation, cellular component: cytoplasm; nucleus. Gene Ontology annotation, biological process: female meiosis I; male meiosis I; mRNA stabilization. The coding region runs from base 1 to 2826 and encodes 941 amino acids. NCBI's taxonomy places the organism in Eukaryota, Metazoa, Chordata, Actinopteri, Salmoniformes, Salmonidae.